AUGAGAUUGACACUCGCUAUUGCUCUCCUAUUUAUUGGCGCUACCUCUGCACUCUCAAAGAGCAGAAUCCAAAAGUUUAUUCAUAGCUUACCAUAAAUGCAACAAACUAAUCAAUUGUAGUAAACUUGCUCCGCAAAUAUUAACAGACUUAAAAAUGAGCUUGCAAAUCCCACUAAUUACAAAUCUUUAGUGCAAAACUCAGAUAACUUUUGGAAUGAUACGACUUUUCCCGCUGACUCUACUUCUAUACAAUGGAGUGGAAGCUUUAAUCAAAAUAAAAUCAGCUAAUACUUGAACACUAAGUGGGCAAGAUUAAACAAUCUGUGUUAGAACUGCACAAUGUACGGCACUAGCGAUUACUUGAAUGAUAUCGAUCAAAAUUCUCUUGGAGAUUGCUAUUACCUAGCUGGCAUUGCUGCUCUUGCAGAAGUCAACUCAAGAUUUGAAAAAGCAUUCGUCAACCCUGAAGUCAACUGGGCAGGCAUCUACGCUUUCAAUGUUUACAUCAGAGGAAUCCCUCAUGUGAUUGUUGUCGAUGAUGCUGUCCCAACUGGUACUACCUUAAAGAAGCCAAUUUUUGCUGGAUUUGGUUUAGAUGGUGCCAUGUGGGGUCCUCUUCUUGAAAAAGCAUGGGCUAAGACAAAUGUCAACUAUGAACAAAUUGAAGGAGGUUAAGCAUUUGAAGCAUUUGAUUUCCUCUCAAAUGCCCCUCAUCAAUAUAUUAUUAUCAAUGCCACAAUUCUUAGUAAAGAAGCUACUUGGGCAAAGAUUCUUGAUGCUGACAAUAGAAAUUUCAUUAUGUCACUUUCAACUCCUUCUUCUCCAGGUGGUGAUUAAGAUACAUGCAAUUUUGGUAUCGCCUGUGGUCAUGCAUACUCUCUACUUUCAGUGAAAACAUUGGAAAAUGCUGACAGAACUAGUUCAACUAGAAUCUUCUAAAUCAGAAAUCCAUGGAGAAGUGAAAGUAAAUUCAAUGGAUCCUUUUAAGACGGAUCAUCACUGUGGUUUACUCCAGGUCCAAAUGGAAAAACAUGGGGUUAGCAAGUAAAUCUUGUGGUCUCUAAUGAUGGUAUUUUUUACAUGACUCUUGAUGAAGUUAUGGAUUCAUUCAGAGGCCUGAAUAUUUAUGAAUGGAGAGAAAACUUUGUAGCAUCCUGGUAUGACAAGAGAGAUGACUAAGUAGCUAACAAAACAACUCCUUCAAUCUACAAAUUCACUCUUAAUGAACCUACUCCAUUAUAAAUCAGAGUUUUGCCAUAUCCUUCAAGAAUGUACCCAGCAACAUGCAAAAAUAAGUUAGCUCUCAUCAAGCUCAACCUUUUGGAUUCCAAGGGUAAAACCGUAAACCAACUCUAUUACUAUGAAACAUUAUAUAGUUAUAUCAGUUUAAUUGACACUCCUCUUGCUGCUGGUAAUUACACUUUAUAAUUCUAUGUUGAGUGGGACGUCAAUGAUAUUAGAGAUUAUGGAAUUAUCAUUAAUUCUCCAAAAGACAUCGCUAUUCUUGAUGUCAAUAACUAGACCAGCAGACCAACUAGCCACGAUUUCAGUAGUAAGGAUCUAAAGCCAUUAGUAGCUCAAGUUUCAAAACCACCUAAACCUUAAGUCCCAAGUUGUGCUAAAACUUCACCUGCUUAUAAUAUGACUGGUAAUCUUACUGCUGAUUUGGCUGGAUUAAGAUAUUCAGAAUCUUUCACAAUCAAGAAUACUAAUGGAAAUUUCCUAUCAGGAUCUUAAGCUGCUUUAAUUGGUAAGAGAUAUGAAAUCGUCUUUUUCCAAGGAACUCAAACUGAGGAAUACACAUACAAUGCAACUGUUUCAAUCACAACUAAACCAGGCUAUUCCUACAUUUACACUCCUGGCAAUGAUAAAUGCUUUUCAACAAAAAAUUAAACCUCAGGAUAAGAGACUCUUCAAUGUAAUUGCAAUAUUGCUUAUGACUAUUAUCCCAAAGAAUGUAUGCUUGCUCUUCUAACCUCUGAAAAUGCUGGAUACAAAACUUCAUAAGCUUGGGGUCUAACUGUUCCAGUCUGA
Messenger RNA from Stylonychia lemnae, 2034 nucleotides. Lineage: Eukaryota; Ciliophora; Spirotrichea; Sporadotrichida; Oxytrichidae. The record is from the annotation of a GenBank genome assembly.